AUGGUUCGACAGCUUUGGUUAUGGGAGCUCCAUGACGGUACCAUCCUCACUGCAAUCCCGUCUCGAGAUGGCAAGUGCAUGGCAGAUGACUUGUUGGAAACUAUCCAGAACAGCGAAUUGGGAGACAUUUUUACCUCUGACGACCUCAUGAAACACAUUGUGCAACAAACAGUUACAUUUACAGAGAAGUUUCGAGUGGCUGGACUUGGUGAACACAUCCUUGAUAUCUUCGAGAACGAACUCGCUUCAGAGAUCGACCGAGAAGCUGGUUUCUUUAACAGCUUCACUCGAAAGGAUUGGAACUCCAGAUAUGUGAACAACGCCAUUAGUGAAGCAGCAGGCUGUACAUGGCGAGUUAAAGAUAUUCGUGGAGAACUUCGCCUCAUCGACAAAGUCUUUACGCAGCAGUUGGAUGUUCUUAAAGAAUUCGCGCCGGUUAUUGGGGCUGAAGUGGGCAUGUCUCCUGAGUUGAUCAAAGAGCAAGAAGCUACUCUUAUUCGAGACUCUGGGUUGGAAGCCCUGAGGGAACGAAUUAAGCGUAUGGAUGAAGAUGCCGCCACGACAAUCGACGGGCUGAGCAACAUCACCCAGGCAAUGCUAGCCCAAGCAUCACUCAAAGAAGCCGAAUCAGCACGACUCAUGAAUCUUAUUAUCCUUCCAUUUACUGUUGUAACUGUCAUUUUUACACCCCUGUCAUUCAUGACUAGUCUCUUCGCUGUAAACUCAGAUGGCUUCCCACACAACAAUGAUGGCGAACUUCGGAUACCUUCAGAUUGGCUUCGUAACAAGAUGAUUAUUGGUGAAAUCGGAACAUUGGUUCCUCUUCUCAUCCUCGUCGUGUCUAUCUCGUAUUUGAGGACUGGCAGGAAAAAUGUUCCGAAGCAAUAG
Fusarium graminearum PH-1 is the source of this 888-nucleotide messenger RNA. RefSeq lists its product as uncharacterized. The transcript is spliced from 6 exons. Gene Ontology annotation, biological process: transmembrane transport; metal ion transport. The record is from RefSeq and is a predicted model, not a curated record. Lineage: Eukaryota; Fungi; Ascomycota; Sordariomycetes; Hypocreales; Nectriaceae. Gene Ontology annotation, molecular function: metal ion transmembrane transporter activity. Gene Ontology annotation, cellular component: membrane. The coding region runs from base 1 to 888 and encodes 295 amino acids.